AAGUGGGCAGCGCAGGGUGCCGGCUGUCAGCGCCGCCUCUCUCCCUCGGGGUGCACUCGCACCCAGCGCCUUCGCCCUGAGCGGCCGCCCCAGCCCCUGCCUGCCGCGCCCGGACCGAUAAGGAGCUCAGAGUCGGAUGAGGGCGGGAUGAGCCUCGCUGGCCGAGGAGUUCCCCUCACCUGCCGGGCAGAGGGGCCUUUGCUGGGGGUCUUCCUUGCGCCAUCCCGGAGAGAACAGUGGGCACCCGAGAAGUGACGGAGCAGAAUGCCCCCUGGGGUUGACUGCCCCAUGGAAUUCUGGACCAAGGAAGAGAAUCAGAAUGUGGCGGUGGACUUCCUGCUGCCCACGGGCAUCUACCUCAACUUCCCCGUGUCCCGCAACGCCAACCUCAGCACCAUCAAGCAGGUGCUGUGGCACCGCGCGCAGUACGAGCCGCUCUUCCACAUGCUCAGCGACCCCGAGGCCUACGUGUUCACGUGCAUCAGCCAGACGGCUGAGCCGCAGGAGCUGGAGGACGAGCAGCGGCGGCUGUGCGACGUGCAGCCCUUCCUGCCCGUGCUGCGCCUGGUGGCCCGCGAGGGCGACCGCGUGAAAAAGCUCAUCAACUCGCAGAUCAGCCUGCUCAUCGGCAAAGGCCUCCAUGAGUUCGACUCCCUGCGCGACCCAGAGGUCAACGACUUCCGCGCCAAGAUGCGCCAGUUCUGCGAGGAGGUGGCCGUGCGCAGGCAGCAGCUGGGCUGGGAGGCCUGGCUGCAGUACAGCUUCCCCCUGCAGCUGGAGCCCUCGGCGCGCAGCUGGGGAGCCGGCGCCCCGCAUGCCCCCAACCGGGCCCUGCUGGUCAACGUCAAGUUCGAGGGCAGUGAGGAGAGCUUUACCUUCCAGGUGUCCACCAAGGACAUGCCCCUGGCACUGAUGGCCUGCGCCCUCCGGAAGAAGGCCACGGUGUUCCGGCAGCCCCUGGCUGAACAGCCGGAAGACUACACGCUGCAGGUGAACGGGCGGCACGAGUACCUGUACGGCAGCUACGCCCUCUGCCAGUUCCAGUACAUCCGCAGCUGCCUGCACAGCGGGCUCACCCCGCACCUGACCAUGGUGCACUCCUCCUCCAUCUUGGCCAUGCGGGACGAGCAGAGCAGCCCCGCCCCCCAGGUCCAGAAACCUCGCACCAAGCCGCCCCCCGUUCCCAUGAAGAAGCCCUCCUCUGUGUCGCUGUGGUCCCUGGAGCAGCCCUUCUGCCUUGAGCUGGUCCAGGGUAGCAAGGUGAACGCCGACGAGCGGAUGAAGCUGGUGGUGCAGGCCGGGCUCUUCCAUGGCAACGAGACGCUGUGCAAGACGGUGUCCAGCGCGGAGGUGAGCGUGAGCUCCGAGCCCGUGUGGAAGCAGCGGCUGGAGUUCGACAUCAGCAUCUGCGACCUGCCGCGCAUGGCCCGGCUCUGCUUUGCGCUCUACGCCGUGGUCGAGAAGGCCAAGAAGGCGCGCUCCACCAAGAAGAAGUCCAAGAAGGCGGACUGCCCCAUCGCCUGGGCCAACCUCAUGCUGUUCGACUACAAGGACCAGCUCAAGACUGGGGAGCGCUGCCUCUACAUGUGGCCCUCUGUCCCAGAUGAGAAAGGGGAGCUGCUGAACCCCACGGGGACCGUGCGCGGUAACCCCAACACUGAGAGCGCCGCCGCCCUGGUCAUCUGCCUGCCCGAGGUGGCUCCCCACCCUGUGUACUACCCGCCCCUGGAGAAGAUCCUGGAGCUAGGGCGGCACGGGGAGCGAGCGCCCAUCUCGGAGGAGGAGCAGCUGCAGCUGCGGGAGAUCCUGGAGCGACGGGGGUCUGGGGAGCUGUACGAGCACGAGAAGGACCUGGUGUGGAAAAUGCGACACGAAGUCCAGGAGCGCUUCCCGGAGGCGCUGGCCCGGCUGCUGCUGGUCACCAAGUGGAACAAACAUGAGGAUGUGGCCCAGAUGCUGCAUCUGCUGUGCUCCUGGCCCGAGCUGCCCGUGCUGAGUGCCCUGGAGCUGCUGGACUUCAGCUUCCCCGACUGCCACGUGGGUUCCUUUGCCAUCAAGUCCCUGCGGAAGCUGACGGACGACGAGCUCUUCCAGUACCUGCUGCAGCUGGUGCAGGUGCUCAAGUAUGAAUCCUACCUGGACUGCGAGCUCACCAAGUUCUUGCUGGGCCGGGCCCUGGCCAACCGCAAGAUCGGCCACUUCCUCUUCUGGCACCUCCGCUCCGAGAUGCACGUGCCCUCCGUGGCUUUGCGCUUCGGCCUCAUCAUGGAGGCCUACUGCAGGGGCAGCACCCAUCACAUGAAGGUGCUGAUGAAGCAGGGGGAAGCACUGAGCAAGCUGAAGGCCCUGAACGACUUCGUCAAGGUGAGCUCUCAGAAGACCACCAAGCCGCAGACCAAGGAGCUGAUGCAUCUGUGUAUGCGCCAGGAGGCCUACCUGGAGGCCCUCUCGCACCUGCAGUCCCCGCUCGACCCCAGCACCCUGCUGGCCGAAGUCUGCGUGGAGCAGUGCACCUUCAUGGACUCCAAGAUGAAGCCCCUGUGGAUCGUGUACAGCAACGAGGAGGCGGGCAGCGAGGGCAGCGUGGGCAUCAUCUUCAAGAAUGGGGACGACCUCCGCCAGGACAUGCUGACCCUGCAGAUGAUCCAGCUCAUGGACGUCCUGUGGAAGCAGGAGGGCCUGGACUUGAGGAUGACCCCCUAUGGCUGCCUCCCCACGGGGGACCGCACAGGCCUGAUCGAAGUAGUUCUCCACUCGGACACCAUUGCCAACAUCCAGCUGAACAAGAGUAACAUGGCGGCCACGGCUGCCUUCAACAAGGACGCUCUGCUCAACUGGCUCAAGUCCAAGAACCCUGGGGAGGCCCUGGACCGUGCCAUUGAGGAGUUCACCCUUUCCUGUGCUGGCUACUGUGUGGCCACAUACGUGCUGGGCAUCGGCGACCGGCACAGUGACAACAUCAUGAUCCGUGAGAGUGGACAGCUGUUCCAUGUGGACUUCGGUCACUUCCUGGGGAAUUUCAAGACCAAGUUCGGAAUCAACCGUGAGCGAGUCCCCUUCAUCCUCACCUACGACUUUGUCCACGUGAUUCAGCAGGGGAAGACCAACAACAGUGAGAAGUUUGAGAGGUUCCGAGGCUACUGUGAGAGAGCGUACACCAUCCUGCGGCGCCACGGGCUCCUCUUCCUCCACCUCUUUGCUCUGAUGCGGGCAGCGGGCCUCCCCGAGCUCAGCUGCCCCAAAGACAUCCAGUAUCUCAAGGACUCCCUGGCCCUGGGGAAGACAGAGGAGGAGGCACUGAAGCACUUCCGGGUGAAGUUUAACGAAGCCCUGCGGGAGAGCUGGAAGACCAAAGUGAACUGGCUGGCCCACAACGUGUCCAAAGACAACCGGCAGUAGUGGCCGCUCUGUCCGUCUGUCCCGGGCCCAGCACCUGGGAGCCCGCACUGUGCUCCGUGGCAGAGCCUCCCCACUGCCUUUGUUUACACGGGUUAUUUAUUUCACAACGUGACAGGAACUCAACAGCCAUAACGGGAAAUGCAUCUGCCGUGCCCCCAGUGCCCCUGGCCACAGCCCAGGGGGCUGCACCUUGCUGAUGGUCACAUCAAGUCUUCCAGAUGCUGGGCCUUGGCCUGACACUUUCCUGGGGGGGGGCCCCUUGCCAGGCUCCCCGCCCGACUGCCUGGGUCUCGGGGACCUAGCAGCCCCCUGGUGCCUACGAUCUGCACAGGACGUCUCACCCCUCAGUGCAGCCCGCCCCGUGCACCCUGCCCUGACCAAGUCGCAGGCCACUGGGGAGCCAGGUGGGGGCGGGGUCCCUCAGUGUUAGAGUGAUGCCUGGGUAUGGGGGUUCCCUCCCUCUCUGCCGCAGGAAUUGGUUGCGGGUAACGAAGUUAACAGCCCGACCACUUACUGAACCUCCAGGGCUCAGCCCCAACGGCUGAGCGUGGCUGGCCCAUGCUGGCCACGGAUCGGGCGGCGGCAGGUCAGGUCUUGUGCACUGCUCCAUCAGCUGCCUCUGAAAACACGCGUGGAGGGAGGGACCGGACCCACUCCCCCGCCCCCCAGCGUUUCUCGAGGUUCAUCAGGUGCCUGAGUGAGUGCUGGGGGGAGGCAGGAUCUCUCCUCUGACCGUGCUCAGCUGGGAAGGGUCCAAGCUGAGCCCCAGGCCUCCCACAGGCCUGGAUCUGGGCCACUCUGAGCCUUUGGAAGCCAACUCUGGCUCUGAGGCUGGGACCCUCCCCCAUGAAUGGCUGACGCAGACCUGCCAGGAGACACUCCCGGGCUCUCAGGGGCCCUCCAACAUGGCAGAGCGGGUGCAUGGCCGGAGACCGGUGCCAGCCCUGUGUCCGUGUUAGGGGCUCUGUGGCAGUAGGGGCUGCCACGGAGCACCCGCCUUGCCUGCAGUGGCCAGUGGCCACCAGCUAAGCGCUGGAACGCACUGGCCGGGCCGUGGGCUCUGGCGCCCGGAUGGAUUUGUUAUUUAUUGGACCCGAGCUGCAGGCUUUGCACCACCUCAGCAACCCCUGCCUCGGUCUGUGCUCUGCGUGCCUGGUAAAAAGGCCAUUUUCUCUUUUUUUUUUUUUUUACAAUAUUUCACGUUACUGUAUGGGGAGGGCGAGUUCAUGAUCGCUGAUGUAGGCUGAGACCAGCACUCUGUGAAACCUUGAAAUGAGGUAAAAGCAGGUAACAGAAAUAAAGGCCUUUUUACGUUCUUA
Messenger RNA from Lepus europaeus (European hare), 4718 nucleotides. RefSeq names its product phosphatidylinositol-4,5-bisphosphate 3-kinase catalytic subunit delta (gene PIK3CD). Gene Ontology annotation, cellular component: plasma membrane; cytoplasm; phosphatidylinositol 3-kinase complex. The transcript is spliced from 24 exons. Gene Ontology annotation, biological process: cell migration; phosphatidylinositol-mediated signaling; phosphatidylinositol-3-phosphate biosynthetic process. Gene Ontology annotation, molecular function: 1-phosphatidylinositol-4-phosphate 3-kinase activity; 1-phosphatidylinositol-3-kinase activity. The record is from RefSeq and is a predicted model, not a curated record. Lineage: Eukaryota; Metazoa; Chordata; Mammalia; Lagomorpha; Leporidae. Bases 265 to 3399 code for a protein of 1044 amino acids.